Molecule: messenger RNA, 1005 nt
Organism: Frieseomelitta varia
Lineage: Eukaryota; Metazoa; Arthropoda; Insecta; Hymenoptera; Apidae
Product: haloacid dehalogenase-like hydrolase domain-containing protein 2
Exons: 4
Coding region: 43-816 (257 amino acids)
Biological process (GO): dephosphorylation
Molecular function (GO): phosphatase activity
Source: RefSeq, a predicted model, not a curated record
GGAGUAAACGUCGAACGAGCUAUAAACGAAAUUUUACAAAAUAUGGCGAAACAAGUAAAAAUGGUAUUAAUAGAUCUUAGUGGAACACUGCACAUUGAUAAUUCGGUUAUUCCAGGUGCAGUAGAAGCUUUAAACAGGCUCAGAAGCGCUAAUAUACCGCUUAAAUUUGUUACAAACACAACAAAAGAAUCGGGUAACUUUCUCUAUAACCGAUUGGCAAAACUCGGUUUCAACAUUAAGAGGGAAGAAAUUUUUAGUUCCUUAGCUGCAGCAAGAAAACUAAUCAUUUCACGUAAAUUAAAUCCAAUGUUAUUCAUCGAUCCGGCGGCUAAUGAAGAUUUUGAAGAUUUAAUAAAAAAUGAUGAUAAAAAGAAUGCUGUAGUAAUAGGCUUGGCACCAGCCAAAUUCAAUUACGAAGAAUUGACAAAAGCAUUCAGGUUAUUAUUAGAUGGCGCAUCGCUCAUAGCUAUUCAUAAAGCACGAUAUUAUAAAAGGUCGGAUGGUUUAGCGCUUGGACCAGGUGCCUUUAUUGCUGGUUUGGAAUAUUCUGCCAAUGUCAAUGCAGAAAUUGUUGGAAAACCAACUGCGGAGUUCUUCAAAGCCGCUUUGGGAGAUGUGCCUCCGGAAGAAGCAAUUAUGAUUGGCGAUGACGUUAAAGAUGAUGUAGCCGGCGCCCAAGCUAUCGGUAUCAAAGGAUUUUUGGUACAGACUGGAAAAUAUCGAGACGGAGAUGAGAAUACAAUAAUACCACCGCCUACGAAAGUAUGCAGCUCUUUCAUUCAAGCUGUAGAGUUUAUUCUUGAAAAAGAAAUUUAAAUAUGACUUUGUAACAGUAAAACAGUAGUGUUAUGCAUAUGUAUAUAUAUAUAUAUAUAUAUAUUUACAUAAGUUAUUCUGUAUUAAAUUAAAUAUUUUAUUUAAAUAUUAAUAAUUCCGUAAUGGUGUGUACAUGAUCUGGAGUAGUUUCACAAUAUAAAGAAGACUAUAAUUAUAAAGAAACCCAUA